AUGGCCCAUUCAAGCCUUCUUACGCAGAAGAGGAACUCCAAUUAUCACUUGGUCAAACCUAUUGUACGAGCUUUCGCACUGGGUUACCUAUCCUCAACCGUCCCCAGGAUUAUUCCCUUCACAAGGCGCCUUAGGGAUAAGAAUAUUAGCUGGCAGCAGAAACUCCGAGAGUUGAUUCGAAUACUUACAUACGCUUUGCGCCUCAAUGGCUUCCCAACUGCUUGUGCUACCCUGGUGGGGGGCUCAGCAAUCUUGCCUGUGCUCUGGCGAAAUUGGUGUGAUAGAGCUCCUCCAAGCAGCAGGAAACUUGUUUCCGUAAAUUCGGACCGUUUGGUCCGGUUUACUUCUUCCCUUCUGUCCUCCUUGAUCGCUUUUCAGUUGUUGAACAAGAAGUCACCUCGUCUACAUGACCCCCAUAGCGGAUUAAGUAGGCAAAAUGCGUCUGCUGCUGACGUUCAAUCCGAGGUUAUCGAAGCUCCUCAAUUUGCGGGCAGAACGCUGGAUCUUACCCUGUUUACCGUGGUCAGAGCAGUCGAUGUGAUUUCUUGUCUUGCCUGGGCACACUGGUGUCACCGGCGUAAGACUCAGAAGCGAUGGACGUUUAUAGAAGCCGUCCUUCCAGAACUCUCCGAUGCGGGUGUUUUUGCUGCAAGCUCCGCGGUAGUAAUGUGGGCUUGGUUCUACUUGCCCGACAGGCUGCCAAACUCGUAUGCGAAAUGGAUUGGUGAGGUUGCUAGAGUGGAUAUGCGCCUUAUUGAAGCCCUUCGACGUGCCCGAGAGGGAAUCUUUGUCUACGGAAAGGAUACUGGCCAGGCCCCUCUUCUUGAAUCAAUGUGCAAGGACUAUGGUUGGCCUGUUGAAUGGGGCGACCCGGUGAAGACAAUUCCUAUUCCCUGCGAAAUGGUACACAUGGGCUGCGGUCCAAGCUGUGAACGACAUGCAGUCUUUCGUUUUGCCACAACCUUUGCCUUUGCUUGUGCAACAUAUAUUCCUCUUCAGAUUGUAUUUCGUCUCAGAGGCAAGAAGUCACUUUCUACUUUCACCGGGGCUGUCAAGGACGCGGUGCGGUCUUCUUCGUUCCUAGCCGCAUUUGUGAGCAUCUUCUACUACUCUGUGUGCCUUGCUCGGACUAGAGUCGGCCCUAAGAUUUUGGACUCGAAGAUAGUCACUCCGAUGAUGUGGGACUCUGGCCUCUGCGUCGGAGCUGGAUGCCUCAUGUGUGGAUGGAGCAUAUUGGCUGAGAGUGCCCGAAAGAGGCAAGAAAUAUCACUCUUUGUGGCACCCAGGGCGGCUGCAACAAUUCUUCCAAGAGUGUAUGAGAAAAAGUACCUGUAUCGAGAGCGUGCCGCCUUUGCAAUUGCCGCCGCUAUACUUAUGACUACCCUGCAAGAACGACCUUCUAUGGUGCGCGGUGUAUUUGGCAAAAUCUGCAGCCGAAUCCUGAGCUGA
Messenger RNA from Penicilliopsis zonata CBS 506.65, 1449 nucleotides. RefSeq lists its product as hypothetical. The record is from RefSeq and is a predicted model, not a curated record. Bases 1 to 1449 code for a protein of 482 amino acids. Lineage: Eukaryota; Fungi; Ascomycota; Eurotiomycetes; Eurotiales; Aspergillaceae. The transcript is spliced from 4 exons.